Zootermopsis nevadensis is the source of this 2692-nucleotide messenger RNA. RefSeq names its product Heat shock protein 60A (gene Hsp60A). The record is from RefSeq and is a predicted model, not a curated record. Gene Ontology annotation, molecular function: ATP binding; ATP-dependent protein folding chaperone. Gene Ontology annotation, biological process: protein refolding. NCBI's taxonomy places the organism in Eukaryota, Metazoa, Arthropoda, Insecta, Blattodea, Termopsidae.
UGUUUGGGGCCUAGUUUAGAAAUUGCCGGCCAUGUGCACUCCGCGACCUUCUCUCUCAGCGUGUAACUGAGUCGGCGUGUGUUGCUUCUUGUCGAGUAGAAUAUCAAUCGGGUUUUGCUGGAACUAAAUAACAUGAUGCAUCGGCUUCCACGUGUACUGCGUUCAAAAGCAGCAUGCCACUUGUCCCAAGUCAGGUUUAUGGCGAAGGAUAUACGAUUUGGACCAGAAGUGCGAGCCCUCAUGUUGCAGGGAGUAGACAUUCUUGCAGAUGCUGUAGCUGUUACAAUGGGACCAAAGGGUCGUAAUGUGAUAUUGGAACAGUCAUGGGGCAGCCCUAAAAUCACAAAGGAUGGUGUAACAGUAGCAAAAGGUGUGGAAUUAAAAGAUAAAUUCCAGAACAUUGGAGCAAAGUUGGUUCAAGAUGUUGCUAACAAUACAAAUGAAGAGGCAGGAGAUGGUACAACAACAGCUACAGUUCUUGCCAGAGCUAUUGCUAAAGAAGGUUUUGAGAAGAUUAGCAAGGGUGCAAACCCUGUUGAAAUAAGAAGAGGUGUUAUGAUGGCUGUAGAUGCAAUUAAAGAAAAUUUGAAAUCCUUAUCAAAACCUGUUACCACCCCAGAAGAGAUUGCCCAGGUAGCAACAAUUUCUGCUAAUGGGGAUAGAAAUGUUGGUGAUCUCAUAUCAGAAGCAAUGAAGAAGGUUGGCAAGGAAGGUGUGAUCACAGUUAAGGAUGGAAAAACUCUAAAUGAUGAGCUGGAAGUAAUUGAAGGCAUGAAGUUCGAUCGUGGAUACAUAUCACCUUACUUCAUUAAUACAUCAAAAGGUGCAAAAGUUGAAUUUAAUGACUGUUUGUUGCUUCUAAGUGAGAAGAAGAUCUCCAGUGUUCAGUCUAUUAUUCCAGCCCUUGAACUGGCAAAUGUUCAGCGGAAACCAUUGGUAAUUAUUGCUGAAGAUGUUGAUGGUGAAGCCCUUAGCACUCUGGUUGUGAAUCGAUUAAAAAUUGGGCUUCAAGUAGCUGCUGUUAAAGCCCCUGGUUUUGGUGAUAAUCGCAAAGCUACACUUCAUGACAUGGCUAUUGCUACAGGUGGAAUUGUAUUUGGAGAUGAGGCCAACACAAUCAAGAUUGAGGAUGUUCAACUCUCAGACCUGGGUCAAGUGGGAGAAAUUGUCAUCACUAAGGAUGAUACACUAAUACUCCGGGGUAAAGGCAAGAAGUCUGACAUAGAUCGCCGUACUGAACAGCUUCGUGACCAGAUUUCCAGUACUACAUCAGAGUAUGAGAAGGAGAAACUACAAGAAAGACUGGCACGAUUGGCUUCUGGUGUAGCGGUGCUUAAAGUCGGAGGAUCAAGUGAGGUGGAGGUGAAUGAGAAGAAGGACCGUGUUAAUGAUGCUCUCAAUGCGACACGAGCUGCUGUAGAGGAGGGAAUUGUUCCAGGUGGUGGCACUGCUCUGCUGAGGUGCAUUCCAACUCUGACCAGUAUUCAUACAUCAAAUGGUGACCAAGCAACAGGAGUGGACAUUGUCCGCAAGGCUUUGCGAACGCCUUGCAUGCAGAUUGCAAAGAAUGCAGGCACUGACGCUUCAGUGGUGGUUGCUAAAGUUGAAGAACUGGAUAGUGAAAUUGGAUAUGAUGCAAUGAACAAUGAGUAUGUGAAUAUGAUAGAGAAGGGCAUCAUUGAUCCUACCAAGGUUGUCCGAACAGCCCUGACAGAUGCAGCUGGAGUUGCAUCAUUGUUAACAACAGCUGAAGUUGUUAUAACUGAUAUUCCAAAGGAAGAGAUGGGAUCAGAUGGCAGGAUGGGUGGUAUGGGAGGAAUGGGGGGGAUGGGUGGUAUGAUGUAAGUAAUUCUAAACCAGUUAAUGUCAUCAACACAGGAUUAAAAGACUGAAGAGAAGAAGUGAAAGAAACCAGAAUACCCUAGUGUCACCACAAGAGAUAUUGCAUUGUGUGAGGUUCAUGUGUAUGUUGCAAAUGUUUCUGUAGGGGGAGAAGUUAAAUAAGAGCUCAAAAUCUUCUAUGAAUGGAAAGAAUUAUACAAGAUUUCCAUUGGUCAUGUAGUAAUAGAUGUUUUUAAUUGAUCAUGCCAAAACUUAUUUCGUGUAUAACUAAACCUCUGGUAGUUGUGAGUUGACUGGUAUGCAUUAUCGGAAUACCAGUUUGUUGAAUAUUAACACUUGAAUAGGUCUCUUCACAGUGGACAAAGUUCCCUUUUGUUAUCUGCUGCUGGAAAACCUGUUGACAGUUCCAAUAAAUAAAAACUGGCACUACUCACUGUUGCUUACUUCACAUAAUGUGUAAAUUGGCCAUAGUCUAGGUCCUUGCAUUGUAAACUGUGAAGGAUGUGUUGUAAUCUCAUGGACAUUGUUCUGACCUCAUACUUCAAAGCAUUUAUUCAUUCCAUUGUCAUGAUUUGUUUAAAUUAAAUGUGUGGUAUCCCUGUUAUGCCAAAUUAUUGAACAUUUUACUCUUGGUAUACAUUCAUCUUUGUGAUGCCAAGGUAAUUGAAGUGUUAAAACUUAGAAGCUUGAAAGAAGCAGAUACAUGAAUUAUAUAUGCAUGAGGUGCAAGCUAAUUGCAAUGUAAAUAAGUUCUGAAUAUCUUGUAACAGAAUAAACAGUUCAUUGUUUUUCAGUUUCAUAUUCCAUGUGAAUUUUGUUACAUGUACUGAAAUAAAAAAAAUAUAACCAA